This is a messenger RNA of Strongylocentrotus purpuratus (purple sea urchin), 13416 nucleotides long. RefSeq names its product protogenin B. Lineage: Eukaryota; Metazoa; Echinodermata; Echinoidea; Camarodonta; Strongylocentrotidae. The record is from RefSeq and is a predicted model, not a curated record. Bases 377 to 4399 code for a protein of 1340 amino acids. The transcript has 19 exons. Gene Ontology annotation, biological process: cell-cell adhesion. Gene Ontology annotation, molecular function: protein binding.
CAAAACUGGUUAAAGAGAAAUUGAUAUGAGCUCAGGGACAAGUACGUGUUCAGUCUGUUAAGAACAUUAAAAACAUUGCAGGAUAACUUUUAAGAAUGGUCAGCGACAUUUGACCGGAGGGGUGACGCUGUGAAGCGGAAGAGCCCAUACGUCAAAUAGUUCGAUGCUCGAUUCGCGCGCUGAGUUACCAUUCGGCAAUGUCGAGGUCAAGUGUUCGCCACACCACUGGCCGAAGGUCUUUGUAUCCCUCCUCUGAAUUUGUAGUUCGUCAUAAUAACUUUGGACAAUCAAACUUGUGCUACGAUGAAACUCUUGGUGUAGUGGACACCACAAGAGCAUGGAAAAAUUACGUUUUUAAAUCGGGAAAACAGCCUUUAUGGCGAUGCAACGUUGUCGUCGACAACCGUGGAUUAUAUUCCUGUGCAGUGUGAUUUUAGGAGGCACAACUGUUUAUAGUGACAUUGUUAUCAAGAAACCUCAAGAUGUGAUUGCGUUUCCAGAGGAGCCCCUGACAUGGGAUUGUCGGGUGGAUACGCCAGGCUACUAUGGGCCGUACGAGAGAGUAUGGACCUUUGGCCAUCAUGUGAUAAACACUACUCAUAAUGCACACUCGUAUGUGCUAGCAAACGGGUCAUUGUACAUAGAUAGCGUGGGGGCCCAGAAGGACCCUGGGUCUUACAGGUGCUGUGUUAAAAAUGAGACGGGGACUCUGUGCAGUCAGGAAGCACUUCUCCAAAUUGCUGAACUACCUCAAUUUGUAACUCAACUCGAGUCUAUAAUAGCUUAUCAGGGAGGGGUCGCCAGGUUUCAAUGCGAUGUCUAUGGUGUCCCUAAAGUAAACAUAACAUGGAAACAUAUCGCCGUCAGGAGUGGCAGUGAGAGAACGAAUAUCAGAUUAGAUGCUGUCAGGCACGUAGUCCUGCCGAACGGUGUACUUCAGAUUCACAAUAUAACACAAGAAGAUGAUGGCAGGUACAAGUGCAUCGCAUCCAACUCCUUGCAGACUGUGCGCAACAACUCCGCAUUAUUAUCAGUGCUACCUCAAGUGUUGUCUCCGAAAGCUGCAUCUGAUCUAAAAAUCGUGCAACGCCCCGUCUCACUACGACUGCUACCAGGGGAAGAUGCCCUGUUAGAAUGUCUGGUGGAAGGAGCACCUCUAAGAGUUACCUGGAGGAGAAAAGAUGGGCGUCCCAUUCGCAGAGAAGGAGUCAGUUAUCCCGGUGGGAGCAAUCUUUUGAUAAGAAAAGUUCGCUACUCACUGGACAAUGCAACCUAUCGCUGCCAUGCUACAAACCCACAAACAGGCCAAUCCAUCUCGGCUGAAGCAUGGCUGGAUGUCAUGUCCCCACCUGUAAUCACAGUGGUGCCUCCGGUCAUUCACAACAAGGUCAUCGGAAGCAAGAUCCGAUUCUGGUGCCAGGCGACGGGUAAGCCACUCCCGCAGAUCACCUGGCUUCACAACGGCGUGCCGGCGCUCAUCGAUGACUUCCAUAGCCACAUGAACAACAAUGACUAUGUGAUCUCCCAGCUGUGGUGGGAGGAUGAUGGCAUCUACCAGUGUGAAGCCAAGAAUGAUGCUGGUAGUGCUGUAGCGAGUGGAGCGGUUACCAUCGAUGCAUAUCCGGAGGGCACGUACCCAGGGCCUAUCCGUAACCUCUCCAUCAAUCUGAUCUCUAGUCGGAGGAUAAGGGUGACAUGGGAGCCUCCUGCCGAUCUACCUGCUCCAGUCAUAGCUUACCACCUGGAGUGCAGACCAUUAGCAGGGGAUUUGGAUGCAGACGAGCAAGUGGUGUCCAGCCCGUCCUGUGACCUGAACGCGCUGGAGCCGUACACCGAAUACAGGAUCACCGUGCAGUGCUUCACCACAAAGGCACCGUGUCCACGCUUUCAAGAAUAUGUGAUGACUGCACAGGAUGUUCCUACAGGUAGUCCAGAGUUUUCCUUAGGGAGCGAAAGCCCGACCACCAUCACUGUCACCUGGGAUGAGCUUCACCCUCAUCGCGCUAACGGCAUCAUCAUUAACUAUGGCAUCACUUAUUGCCGUGCCAACAGCGUAUAUUGCAACGUGACAACGGUAGACGGGGACCUUGAGGAGUACACCAUUCGUGGUCUGACACCCAAUUCCAACUACAGUGUGAGCAUGGCUGCGUCAACCGCGGUUGGGCAGGGGAGCUACUCGGGCAAUGUUACCGUUGAAACACCAAGGAACAUCAAUGAGACAACCCCAAAGCCACCAUUACAUUUGCAAGUGUUACCGGUGAACCACACCACAUUAAGAGUAAGCUUCCAGCCAGCACCUACCCCACCCAUCACGGAGGGCUACAAACUAUUGGUAUCCAGGAACAUGGCUAACAAUUGGAUCACCUAUCUCUUACCUGUGGACACCAUGGAGUACUAUGUUACAGGCCUAGAUCAAAACACACUGUACAACGUGCAUGUUCUUGGGUUCAACAGUUUCGGUGAUGGUCGGCCGUCUGCACAAACAAUCAAGACAUUAGUAAAACAACCAGAUAUAGGCGACCCGAUGGACACAUUACCUCCUCCGUUCGUCUUCAACGGCACUGGGAAAUCAGGCAGCACCAUCCUCAUUCAGUGGGAGGAACCAAUGACAGACAAGAAGAUCACUGCUUUUACCAUUGAGUAUGAGGUGUUUAGAGCGAAUGAAUCCUUCAUUGUGCAAGUGGAUGGGUCUAAACAUGAGGUAAUGCUGACGAACCUGGAGCCUUUUACGAGGUAUACCUACCGUAUCCAAUCUGUUGGCACAGCACCAUACCCAGGUCCAUUCAGUCCUAAGGCACUCGCCGAGACACUCGAAGACAAACCAUCAGACCCUCCAUCUGCAGUGCAGGCAAGCCCAGUGAACUCUAACACGGUGGAGGUCAGUUGGAAACCUCCAGCUAGACCUAACGGGAUCAUCACUCGCUAUACAGUCAUGUAUCAGAAGGACUCGUCUCUGCCCGAAGAGAGCUGGGAGUAUGAACAGAAAGAUGGUUCUAUGCAUCAGUCUACCAUUGAGAGUCUGACUAGUGAUACCAAGUAUUACUUCAAGGUGAGAGCGGGUACCCAGGCUGGUGAUGGACCACCUACAGAUGCUGUAGCUGCUCAAACUCUUCCGGUCAACAUCAAUAAACCUCCUCCAUCAGGCACCCUAAAGCAAGGCAUUCUGAUAGGAGUCUGUUUAUCUAUGGUGUGUAUUUGUAUCUGCACUGCUCUCAUCACAUACAGAUUCAGGCAUGUGUGCUGGAGGAGAAGAGCUCGCCCUGAUCAGUGUAGCUGUAGAACAGCAGCAAACGGCGGUCCCUGCGUCCACUACCAUUCUAAUGGUAACUCACAGCGUGUCUACAUGUCUGUACCCAACGCCGAUGAGAUGGGCGAUACCAGUCUACCUGUUCUCACACAGUAUGAGAACACUAAGGAGGGCACACCACCUCAUCCUCAGAAUGGGUAUGGUCCAAAUUGGAACCACACCCAUUGCAAUGGCCACGCCCCUAUCAUGAAUGGGCAUGGUCCUCCCGGAGGCAAUGGGUAUGGGCCUCUCAUGGGCAAUGGACAACAUGGACCACCUAGGGCAAACGGCCACGGACCGCCCUUGGGAAACGGACACGGUCCUCCCUUGGGGAACGGCCACGGGCCACCGAGGGCAAAUGGUCAUGGGCCGCCCAGAAUGAAUGGCCAGCCAGGAGGACUGGUGGGCUGGCAGAAGAGAGAGGGCUACUGGCCCCACCUGCCCCCGGAGAGAUUACAGGGGUGUGUAGAAGAAGCAGCGUCCCAUAGUGGGAGCUCAGCGCAUGGAUCGGGUCUCCUCCAUCACUCUCAGGAAUAUAAUAGUCAGGAGAUGCCACAAUUGGGUACUGAGCAUCAAGAAAUUGUAAUCCCGUCAAAUUCAUCUACCUCGCAGCUUGAACUCUCGGGAACAAAGUCUGUAACCUCUUUACAAUCAACUGCUUCAUGGCAAGCUAACAGUGAGAAGAACAGCAGUCAAGAUAGUAUCACUCAUCUACCUCCCACCGUCUCUAAAGUGUCUGCCAGUAUUAUACCCCCUACCCAGGGACAUUGUCAUAUCUCAGGAGUUCAUAGCCCUGGGACGGGGGUACCUCCUGACGGUGGUGGGAUAGCCACGCCCUGUCAGACACCUACCAGCCACAGAUUACCUCCAGCACGUCGCGUGGAUCCUCAACGGGUAUUAGCACAGGGUCACCACGUAGCGCCUGUCAGCUGUGGCAGGGGAUCUCCUCCCAGCGGGGCUCAGGACCCGCACGGUGUCGAUCCUUGGGAGAGAUGGACCCCGCCCCCGUCAGAGGCGUCGUCGUCGUCGUCAUGUCCAGAGGAGGCUGAAAAACACGCCAGCGAAGCGAGACCAAUCGAACCAAACAGGACAAUCACAACCUGUACGGUUUGAGUGAUCUUGGGUCAUGUAAUCCUCCAAACUAUUUACCUCCACGUGUGAUGAAGCCCGGCUCGAGUCAUCUCUACUGUCUAUGCCCGAUUCCUAAAGGAAACCAACUCAGCAUUGUUUGUGAUCAUCUAUCUCUCACCUCCUCCUCAUCUUUGAAACGUCUUCUUCUUCUCCGUGCUGUCGCUCGCACUGCGAUCAUUCCUCGUUCCCCACCAGCAGACAGAGGGAGCUCACAUGAAGACGGGUAUAAAACAUUUCAGGAGUCCCUGUGUCUGUGCUUCAACCUCUAGGGGCGGGCUUCAUCACCCAUCGCUCAGUUCCAAUGUACUCUUGAAUCAAUGCUCUAGAAGCUCACUGUCUCAAUGAUCCCUCAAUGAUCAGGGCUCUAUCUACUGUGAGCAAACUGGACAAUCUCUACAGCUUUCUCUCCAUCUGUCCAACUGAGUCUAUUAAACAAAGAGACAACGGUCGGUCGGUCGGUGUGGAGUGAGUUUAUAUUCUUCAAGACGCCCUCCAACGUAGAAGAUUAAGAGACUUUUUUUGUUAUGUUUGCCUAUCUCAGGGAUAUUACCUUAUGUGUCUAAGAACCUCUCUUGAAAUGAAGAGAGAUGAAAUGAUGCUUGAGCCUUUUAGUCCCCUCAUUUUUAGAGGUGGAGGGGUGGAGGCUGGUCUGUAAUAUAUUGAUGAAAAUGGACAAAAGAGGACUAUAUAUGACAAAGUAAUGGUGAUAAUGUAUUUUCUCUAUUAAAAUGGGAUAAAAUUCUUUUGCUCCAAGCUAUUCUUUCUUGGAUUGCUCCAGCAUUCGCUCUUGAUUUUUUUUUUAUUAUUACUUUUUAUUCUCCUUUAUUGAGCAAUGCUGUGUUCAACCAAGAUUGAGUUGUAGCGUGAUAUGAACAAACGUUACAUGUCAUCUGCAAAAGCUAGGCGUGGUGUAACGAGCCAUGCGUGGAUGACUGCUUAUAUAAUAUAUACAUAUAUAUAUACAUAUAUUGUGAUACCAAAGCUUGCAUGUUUGGUGUGACUGUUCAUUCAUUAGAGAAGAGUAGUGCAAGAAAUGGAUUGAUGCUGCAUUAAUGCUGCAGAAAGAAAGAUUAAAAGGGGGUUAAUCUAAGGUAGGAAGGGGUAGAAAUACCAGGAAUGCUGCUAUGUAUUGUCUCUGUGCUCUCUUUGUUUGCGUUUAAUAGAUUUAUACUGUUUAGAACCGUAUCCAUACGUCACAUGCUGAUAAAGCUACAGCUAUUUGUAGUUUGAUACUAAAUUACAAGUUUUAUUUUGUGUUAAGAAAUUUAAAUGAUCUUGCUUCACUUGGCUACUAUUAAGAUUAGGAUGUUCACACCCUGGGUGCUGUGAUCUAGCAGCAUUUGUGGUCCUCUUCUCAUAACAAUUUCAUAUGGGCAAACUUGCGUUUAUUUAAUACCCAAGCACACAUUUGGCAGCAUGGCAUAGAAAUAGCCACAUGCGUUAACAAGAAAUUGUUGUUGGGGGAAAAAAGGGUGAGUUGGAGAUGUGAAAUCAAACUAAUUUAUUUUAAAUGACUUCAUAACCUUAUCACUAUAUAACAGUGACCUUCUAUAAUAAUCAUUAGGUAUUUCAUAAAGGUCAAUUUGGUAUUCAGUUUUGUUCCACCUGUAGAAUUAAAAAGAUUCAAGAUAACGGCAAGAUACAAAAUGACCUUUGAAUAUCAAGAUAAUUGCUUUGUCUUUUGGUUAGAUUUUAAGCUGUUAUGAUUUAUACGCAAACGCACCAUUAAAUGGAUCGUUACUGUGUCUUUAUGCUUCAGGGGAUAGAUUCAUCUGCCAAUUUCUAGGGUAUUCUUUAUAUCCAAUUAUAAUGAAGACAUACAAACUGUAUUCUUAUCCUUGAAGAUAUCAAAAAAAAAUUAACUGAGUGCCAAACCGUAGAUGAUUUCUGGCUUAGAUGUGCUAGCCAGUUCAUACAACCUCAUGUAUUAAAAUGACCAGAGGACUACAAAUUCAGAGGAUAUCAAAUGCAACUCUUGAAAACCAUCCAGCUGCUCUUAUAAAAGUCCUCAAACGCAAUGACAAGCCAUGUCAGCUCAGGACAUAGAUAGCACAUUUCACUGAUUCUAUACACUAUGCAUUUAUUCAUAUAAAAGUUGUAUUUAUUAUCUCUCGACGUUGAAGAGGAGAGAAACGUUGUCCAGAUUUGUAUGUUAGCCUCAUGUCAGGUCAAAAUAACUACUUUCUGCUAUUGAUUGGUGCAAUAUGCAGAGUUACUAUAUUCGGGAAAUACUUAUCUGGUAUUUAAUAAACCCUCACACCUCAUUUUACCUGUCGACCUCAGUCGCUACUACCAAACUCAUAUAUAUAUAUAUAUAUAUCUCAUUCAGGAUUAAGUGUAUUCAUGUCAAAGGGUAAGAGCUGGACAGUAGAUCAUGUUAUACAGCUGCCAGGCCAGGGAUGAAGAUCCCACGAUUGGAGAAAUGCUGGUGAUUCAACAAAAUAACAUUUAACAUAAUUUGCAGGGACAUUACCAUUUGUAUUUCAUGUGGUAUGAACUCCAGUCUAUGGAAUUGGAUUUCAAGUCAGGAUAGUUUGAAAACAUCUACAUUUAUUAACUGAUAUCUUUUGAUAUCAAUUGUCCAUUUUGAUAAAAUCAACAUUUAAAAAAAUAUAUAUUAUAUAUAUAUAUAUACAUAAAAGCAUGCUAUUUUAUGAUAUUAUUAUGAUAUAAUAAUUAAACAAAAUCAAAUUUGUAAAGUAAUGCCUGUCAUCUUUCUUGCUAGCUUUUGUAAUUGAUGAGGUAAUUAUUUUCCUACAUAAGUGAAGACAUUUGCGGUCUUAAACAAGACUCAGCUAUCCCUUAUCUUAUAAUUUCCAUAUACUCAAAGUAAAGAUAUUUUAAGAAAAAUCUCUAGUGAAAUUCUUUUUUAUUGAAAGACAAUCUUUCCAUGAUUUUAUUUAAUAAUGGCCUAGCCCCCACUACUUGUGUUAAAAUGAAUUGUUCAAAGAGAAGAACAAGUAAAUAGAGAUAAAACAUUAAUAAAUGUUCUAUUUUAUUAUAGAUUCAGGAAGGAUCAUUAUACUGUGAUUUUUUUUUUUUUAUUCUGGGACUUUGCCCCUAAAUUUUGAGUUAUUGAAUGAUAUAACAAAUUUAGUGGUAUAUUUUGUUUUAUUGCCAAAUGGUGAGGUAUGAUUUCCUGUGAAAUGUUCUUUAAAUACUAAUUAAGGUCUUUUAACCAUAUUUUGAUAGAAAAUGAAAUCUGAAAGGGGAAGACCUAAUUAGUCAUAUGCAGCUUUAUAUGUCUUGUGUCUUGUUGGUUUGUUUAACCAAGGAUGAGAGAAAAUUAUAUUUUGAUGUAAAUUAUGCCGGUUGUAGCUGCACUUGAUUAAAUGCUGCCAAUUACUAUAUAAUAAAAGUAAAAUAUAAUAAUUUUUUCCUGAGAGUUGAAAUGCUGCAUUGGAUGUCUCCAUAGACAUAAACUCCAUACACGGUAUGAAGUGAAUGGUAUAAAAACAAGAAACUGACUGAAAUAACAGAGAUUAUCAAAGACUGUUGUGGAUGGGUUUGUGCCUAUGGAAGGGUUAAAGUUAUGAUGAAAACAGGAAAAGAUUUUGUAAGUUGUACUUAAUACUAUCGCUUUUUUGAAAAUUUAAACAAGGACCUAACAUUCACUAAAAGUUUCAAGUUAUGGAGCAGUGUUUCAAAAUGAUUGCCAUGAAAUUGUUCAGCUAAGGUGCAUAACAUUCUUUUACCUCUUGUAUGAAGUAGACCACUGAGCACCGAUGUAUGGCUCUAUAUGCCGAUCUGUAUUUUGUGUGGCUAAUACCCGGAACUCAUAAAAGGUUCUUAACUGGGUAUUUCAUUUUGGUGAUGUAAUGUUCUCUGUAGCAAGUUGUACUAUCAUGAUGUUGAUUGGUUGAAGUGCUGUUAAUGUUAGGUUCAUUUUCCCUGAGAGGAUGAAUUAACUUGGACAUUAUUUAAAAGAGAGUAUCAUGUUUAACUCAAUAUUUCCUCUAUGCUGCUAUGUAUACAAAGCUGCACAAACAUAAAUUUGCAAAAAAAUAAAACUAGAAAGCUGCUUAGAUAUAGAUAUAUGAAUUGAUUUAUUUUGAAAUGUAUUAAAUGUUAAGUCGGGCAUUGAAAUGUACUUUCAAAACCGGAAUGUGAAUGUAAUACUUGGUCAUUUUUGAAGAUCCAUUUUUGAAUACAUCUGUAAAUUACCAUAAAAUUUGUUGUGUCAGUAUGAAAUUGGAAGUAGUAAAACGGAAAAUUACAUGUGGUAUUUUUCCUUAUGUUGAUAUUGCGAAUCAAAAGGAUAUGUCUUGACAUGUCAUGAUCACAAAUGCACAUGCAUCAUCCUCAUCGAGCCCAAAAAGAGUUUAGGUGUCUAGGAUAUAUAAUCAAAAUCAUUGGCAGAAGUGAAACCCUAUUUGGAUUGGUUACAUGAUACAUAGAAUCAGGUUUGAAAAGUACAGCAUUUGUGUACAUGAUUUACAAGGCAUUUUCUUUGAUGAUGUAUUUGCAAUAUUUGUGUAGUAUAUUUGAAGUGUUAUUGAAGGACCUUGUCUAUCAUACAGGAGUUAUCAGGUCAUUCGUAUUUGUACAGAUGAUAUCGGGGAAUGGAGUAUGUUUAUAAACCUGGUUUCCGUAGUGUGGGUAAGAAACACAUUUACACAUGUAUUUAAGUCUAUGUAGUCAUGUCAGAAUUAAUUAAAAAUGUAAGUUUUACCGGUUCUACCUCAAGUGUACAAACUUCAUAGGAAGUCGUGUUUUAAAAAGGAGAGUAACGAUAAAUGUAAAUACAUAAAGAAAAAGAGAGAGAGGGAGAAGAAGAAAAAAAUGAUGUGUUCACGGAUGGUAGCAUUUGCAAACUUAAACCUACUGUUCUCAGGGACUUAUGAAACAGUGUUAAAAAGAGAAUUUAAUACAAAUAUUUUUACAUCAUGGUUUUGUUAUGUAAACUUUUCCUCUUUCGCCCAAUUACUUUAAUUUGUUAUUCAUGUUGUGCUGUUAAGUUUUUCUUUAUAUUUCUCUACAGUUGUUUUAUUUAUUCUGAUACAUGCAUAUGUGGUUCACAUGUAAAACUUUACUCAUUUCUUCUUUUGUCAAUGUAGCUGCCAUCGUGAUCAAAUUUGCCCAUUUUGGGGCUUUCAAUAAUAUAACCUUUCCAUAUCACCACCAUCAUUUCUAGUCCAUUCAUCCAGUAUUAAGCCAUCUAAUUAUAUACUCAUCUUACUCCUGCUCUAGCUUUAAGUCAUUUUUCACUUUUCAUUUUUAUCUUAAGUGUUAUAUGUUUUUGCAAGAAUUCAAACCUACAGAGCUAGUCAUUUUUUUCUUUCUUAAAUUCCCUUGUGUUGUCAGGUACGCCAUAUCUAAAUUUAAACUAACCAAGCCUGUGUCUAUUAGGAAAGUCACACUAUGACUCCCUUUGUGCCAAAAAUUGAUUUGUUUACUUCCUUUCCAAGUAUUUGUUUUAAUUUCUACCACAUUUUGGCCUUUGUAUGAAAUUGUGGUUUAGAAAUGUGUUGCGUAAUUGCCUAUAAUCAAUCCUUAUCAAGUAAAGUUAGAAAUUGGUAAAAGUGUUUUCCUCUUUCUGUGACUUAUUUUGGUUUUAUAUCAUGUUGACCAAAGUUUCCAUAGAUGAAAAAUCUACUCAUUUUCAAAUGACAAGAUUUUAUUAUAUUAUUUACUUAAUUUUCUUAAACGCAGCUGUAAUGAUAAUAUCAUGAUUUAGACUUUAAUCAUGAUUUGCAGUUGAAAAUGAUAACGUCAAUUUAUAAUCAGCUGAACUUCAAUCCAAUUUUUCAGAUUGUUAACUUAUUUUCAUGUAUAUUGUGUCCCCUUUUUAUGUAUUCAAACAGUUUUCCCCUUUUAGUUGAUGCAUAUGUACUGUCCUUUUGUCUGUUUUAAAACAUGUAACUCCAAAAUAAUCAGAAAUUCCCAGUUUGAUCAUCGUAAGCAUGUAUUACGUUGUUAUAUGGCAGCAUUAUGUCCCGUUAGUCAGAUUAAUUUUGCCAGUGUGGAACUUGUUUUAAUUCUACCUCUAACUAAAAGUGAUUCAUAUUUUCCAUGAAAUAUAUCCUUAACCCACCUGACCGUAGCUCACAUACUUUUUAGAGAGAGUUAUAGAUUUGAAGAAAAAGUGAAAAUGGGUUGUUGGUUCUUUGAAGAAUGCUCUUGAUUUAAAAACGAUACAAAAAAAGUUUUGAGAAUAAUUUGUUUUCAUUCUAUACUCCUGUGGCAUGAGAUAUAUUUGACAGCUAUACUUUUAAAAAAAUCAUAAAAAUCAUAAACUUUUUCAGGGGUGUAACCUUUAUUUUAAUUAUUAUUAUUCCUAUUUUACUUCCAUCUGACUUUUAUAUUAAUCAGAAAAUAUUGUUUUCAAUUUGUGAAAUUAAUUAUUUAAAAAGAUCUUAUCGAGAGAAGAAAAAAAAAUCCCUUUACCACUAAUUAGUUAUCCAUUACAAAUAGUAAAUAUUGUAGGCUGGAACUUCGGGAGUAUUUUUAAGUGGUCAAGCAUUGAUGUUUUAUUGUUUUGAUUCACAUUUUGAUUGUUUUUAUCAUUUUAUGUCCAGAUGAUUCAGGCAAGUGCUUGUAUUGGCAUUAAAAACCAGAUUUCAAUACCUCUGGAGUUCUCUAUAUACCUCGACAUGUUUUGGACUACGUCUAAAUACAUGUAUAUGUAUUAUGUAAUAAUGUAUGUAUAUAUAUAUUUCUCUAUUCAUGUUCCCAAUGGUAUUUAAUUGGGAAACACAAAAAUGAAAACGGGUCUUCUUUUUUUUCUCGUAGAUGUGUAUGUAAAAUAUAAUAGAACAUUAAGGUAAAUGUAAGAUGUGAUAUGCAUGUCAAUGUCUAUGUGUUCUUAUAUCUUUUUUGUUUUCUUCUUCACAUGUAUUGUUUCUUAAAUGUGGUGAUUUAUCGUUUGAAUAUAGUUCUUGUACAAGUGUCAUGAUCUCAUAGGAAUUGACCAGCAAAUACACAAUAAAAAAGGAUGUUUAGAUAUUCAGUAUCUUAGCAUACAGGUGGGCCAAACUUGGUUAAUGGUCUAUACGUAUUAACAGCAAACUUACGAUUGUUGGAAAAACAUUUGUAAAAGAUUUGCAAUUGAUCCAUUAUGCAAAUAAUUCAUAUUGUUAUUUUGGGGGCUAUUAUUUUGUCUCCCCUAUGUGGACCUGAAACAAAACAAAAAAAUUGAAAUUGAAGGUUUCCACACAAACAUACUAUCAUAACUAAUUUUGUGAUCCAGAGUUUUUAUUUCUCUAUUUUGCAAGAGCUAAUUGCAUAGGGUGCUUUGCUACAUUAAAAAGAAUCUUUUAUUUAUUUCAGAUUUUGUUAGAAAUGAUUAUAGAUAUCUGUGCAAUGGAGAGGAUUCAGGUGUUAUUUAUGAACUCCAGAGAAAAGAAUAUUUAUGUCAAAUCUCUCUUUUUGCUGGAUGAAUAGUAAACUUCUUUUUCUUUUCCAUUCAUAUUGUCAUUUUUAUUAAAUCCCCUUUCUAUAAAGUGGUGGUCAUGUUUAGGAGCGUGGUUGCACAGAUGAGAUUAAUGUUCAGUUCUUUGUUUUUAAUUUGAUGUUUAAGAGUAUUGGUAUGUCUUUGAAAUAAACUUCCAUUAAGGACUGGUCUUAGAUUAUUAAUUAUGACAUCAUAGCUCAAAGGCUCUAUCAAUAUCAGGGUGGUAUUCUGAGGUCUCCAAAACUGCCUACAAAAAAUAAACAAAACAUUGAGUGUAUUUGAAAAGAAACAAACUAAUGCUUUACUGAGUGCAUGUACUCUUUUUGUACUUUUCCAUCAAAAAAUGAUAACAAUUCAAAUUUAACAGAUUCUUUUGACCUCUCAUAUUUCAUAAUUUCAAGUACUCACAACGUGUACCAUCUCGCAAAGUCUCCAUAGGAAGAUGACCAUAAUAAGAAAAUGCUAGACUACUGGCAUUAUUCCAUAUGCACCGGUCUAUAUUUGAUCUUAUUAAACAACAGUCUUUUUUUUUUUACAUUUGAUUUUGGAACCCCACAUGAAGAAUAACUGGCUUCAUAUUAAGACUUAUUGUUGAUCAUGCAGCGAAUAAAGAUCUCUUUCUGAGAAGCACAAAACAUGCAUGCUCAUAUGGGACCUGACAUUUUGAAGAUGUGGUCCGGAUGACUACCUCUAUUUUCCUACUUUUCUUCCCUUGUAUAUAUUUGGUUGCCAUCUUUGUCUAACAUCUUUGUGUCCCUGUCAUUCGGUGUCAGUUUGGUUGGAUUCUGUGAAAUUUGUUUCUGUUAUUAACCUUUAACAUGCAUAUCCUUUCACUUGUUUCUCCAUCUUACUGUGAUAUAUACUGUAUGCAAAUUAAAUGCAUAUUAUUCAGGAAUCCAUCAACAUCCAUUGUAAUACUGUUGGAUCAUCUGAAAUUUUGAAUCUAAAUGGGGCUUUCAGAAUAUCACCCUGACAUUUUAGUACCAAAAAAAAGGAGGGAAAAAAAUACUGCCUACCUGUAAGCAAAUUCAAAAUGUAUUCACUUCGGAGUUUUGACACAAUAUUUUUACGAUUUAUGAAGAUGGAUUACGGAAUGCUGCGGAAAUAUAUGAACUAAAUCUUUGAAUGAAAAGGAAGAGGAAAUGCGUAAAAUCCGAAAGACACUAAAGUGAUGAAGCCAAAACAAGCACACGUCAUGUCAAAUGGAAGGGUAAUAUAUUACUUCUUUUGUAGAUGUUGGGGGGGGGGGGGGGGGAAGGGGAUGGAAUAUAAAUGUUAUCUUUGACCAGUCCUUAGUCCACCCAGUUAUAAUGUGGACCCUUAUUAUGAGGUGGAAUGUCAUGUUUUUUGUGUGUACAUUGUAGUAUCACAUCAUCUACCUCUUGUGUAUCAUACUGAAAGUCUCUCCAGUGUUAUAUUGUACAGUCACCGGAAUAAAAAAAAAGGAAGAAAAUUUCAGAAAAAAUAUGAGGUGAUAAUUUUUUACGAUGACAUUGUAAUUUUAAGAAGAUGGAGAUAUUGUUUAUAAUGCAUCAUGACACUAUGUAUUGAAUUGUAUUGAUGUUGUCUCAGAAGUACAUUAAAGACAACACAAACUUCACAAUUA